AUGCCCGCCACCGUCCGUCCAAAUACGGAUUACGAACGCUGGCUCCGGGAGUCGAAUCCAGAGCACAAACUCGCCCCGGAACCAGACUACGGCGCCAAUGUUCGUCACGACAGCCAGAUGGAAUCCUCCUUGGAAUACAAGCCUCCCUUCUCCGAACCCCAGAUCUACUUCUCCCGAGAUGAUCCGGUAAAACGAUUCCAUGCCCGUUCGCCCUUCUCCACCGCGUGCAUCAUUCCCAUCUUCGUGGUCCUCGUUGCCAUCAUCUUCGUCAAGACGCGACGGUCGAGGGAGUUGCGACCGACGCAGAGUUUGAAGCCGAUAACGGGCUGA
Aspergillus tanneri is the source of this 330-nucleotide messenger RNA. RefSeq lists its product as uncharacterized. The coding region runs from base 1 to 330 and encodes 109 amino acids. The record is from RefSeq and is a predicted model, not a curated record. Lineage: Eukaryota; Fungi; Ascomycota; Eurotiomycetes; Eurotiales; Aspergillaceae. The transcript has 2 exons.